Theileria annulata is the source of this 765-nucleotide messenger RNA. RefSeq names its product purine nucleoside phosphorylase, putative. Gene Ontology annotation, molecular function: uridine phosphorylase activity. Gene Ontology annotation, biological process: uridine catabolic process. The record is from RefSeq and is a predicted model, not a curated record. Bases 1 to 765 code for a protein of 254 amino acids. Gene Ontology annotation, cellular component: cytosol. The transcript has a single exon. Lineage: Eukaryota; Apicomplexa; Aconoidasida; Piroplasmida; Theileriidae.
AUGGAGUACGAGGAUUGUAAAUUACUUGUAAGAAUGGGUGUUCCUAGGGACCGGGUUCACAAAGCUGUAAUAGUAUCUGAGAAUUUAUAUCACUUUGACCUGUUUCCUAAGAUAGGUGAUAAGUAUCAUGAGUUUAACGAGUUUCUAUGUUACAAAAUCGCAGAAGUUGAGGUUGAUGGUGAAAUGAUCCUUCUAGUUUACCAUGGAGUUUCUGGUACAGCAGCCUCUCCAAUAUUGAGGGAAUUACUUGAAAUGGGUGUCAAAAUCGUUAUCAGGUGUGGAAAAUGUGGUUCAUACAAUCCAUGCCUGGUUAACAAUGGAGAUAUUUAUAUAUGUUACGCCGCAAUCCGAGACGAUACCGUUUCUCUAGCAGAAAUCGACGCCAAAUAUCCCGCAGUAGCUGAUUACGAUGUUAUCGACUGCCUUGUAGAUACUGCUGAACAACUUGGGUUUACAACAAAAAUGGGAAUCAAUUACAGUACCGAUCUAUUCUACAGAAGAGUUUGCAUAGACGACCCUAGAGACAAGUAUACCCUAAACAACAUUGCAGAUACUGAGGAUAAUGAAACAUCAACAGUAUUCGUGUUAUCAUCGCUUUACGGAGCUAAGGCCGGAGCUGUCCUUACUGUCGACGGAUCACCUCUCUUCUGGGGAAACGGUGGUUACGCUUUUGGCGAAGAAUCAGUUGAGAAAGGGAUUGAAAAAACAAUGGUAAUUGGACUUAAAGCAGCAUCGGUUUUGGUCAAAAGGUUUUGUCACAAUUAA